AUGCGCCCAUCAACUGGAGAGGUGGCGCGCUCGCGAGAACACAUUGUUGCUACUUUAGAACCUGAAUCCGGGAGGCUCCUCGCAGUGUGUUGUCAUGGCUGCCCCUGGAGGUUCGCUCCCUUCUGCGGUGUGUCCGUUCUUCCCCGGUUACCGGCCCUUCGACCCCGUGUCUGUGGGGUUGGACGCUGGUUUACGUCUGACCUCCUUUUCGGACCUGAAGGGAUGAGGCUGCAAAGUCCCGCGGGAGGCGCUGCUCAGGCUCCUGACUGGACUAAGAGGAGGGGGGGUGCGAUCCGUGAUCCGGAUGUGGCUUGUACCGGACAGGACGGGGGACAAAACAGGCUUGGUAUUGGGUUGGACUCCUGUGUGAUCCCACUCAGGCACCGAGGCCUUUCUCUGGUUCAAACAACUGAUUUCUUUUAUCCAUCAGCUGAAGAUCCCUACAUGCAGGUGAGCAGCAAGAUGGCUGCAGCACACGAGCAAGUACACCUCAGUCGGUCGGAGGUGUGUGGUAUGAUGAGGAAAGAACUUUUUAGUGAACAAGAGUUCCACCAGUCUCAGACGCACAUAUUCAUCGUGGUUGGAGCUUCGGGAGAUCUGGCCAAAAAGAAGAUCUACCCCACUCUAUGGUGGCUUUACAACGAUGGUUUGCUCCCGGAAGACACCUACAUCGUAGGCUUUGCACGUUCAAAGCUGACCGUGCAGGAUAUCAGAAAACAGAGCGAGUCGUACUUCAAGGCAUCAGCAGAGGAUGCUGAUAAACUAGACUCAUUUUUCAAGCGCAACUCUUAUAUUUCUGGACAAUAUUCGGGUGCAGCCUCCUUUCAAAACCUUAACCAGCACAUCAAUUCUUUACCCAAUGGGGCAAAAGCCAACCGCCUCUUCUACCUUGCGCUACCACCCAGUGUGUAUCAUGAUGUUACCCGCAACAUCAGGGAGACCUGCAUGAGCUCUGUGGGAUGGAACCGUGUUAUUGUGGAGAAACCUUUUGGCAAAGAUCUGGAAAGUUCCAAUCGUUUGUCAGAACACAUCUCCUCCUUAUACAAGGAAAACCAGAUCUAUCGUAUCGACCAUUACCUGGGCAAAGAGAUGGUACAGAACCUCAUGAUCUUAAGGUUUGGUAACAGGAUAUUCAGCCCCCUCUGGUCCAGGGAUCACAUAAGUGCUGUGAUUCUGACAUUUAAAGAGCCCUUCGGUACACAGGGGCGUGGAGGAUACUUUGAUGAAUUUGGUAUAAUCCGGGAUGUCAUGCAAAACCACUUGCUCCAAAUGAUGUGUUUGAUAGCUAUGGAGAAGCCAGUCUCAACCAACUCGGAUGAUGUUAGAGAUGAAAAGGUGAAAGUCUUGAAAUCAGUGGCUCCCCUCACACUAGAUAAUAUUGUAGUAGGGCAGUAUAUUGGGGAUCCUGAGGGACAAGGAGAUGCUCAACAAGGAUAUUUGGAUGACCGCACUGUUCCAAAAGGAUCUUUGACCCCCACAUUUGCCACUGCAGUCCUGUAUGUGCAGAAUGAGCGUUGGGAUGGUGUCCCCUUUAUCAUGCGCUGUGGCAAGGCCUUGAAUGAGAGGAAGGCAGAGGCACGACUGCAGUUUCGAGAUGUACCAGGAGAUAUAUUCCAAAGCCAAUGCAAAAGAAAUGAACUGGUGAUCCGAGUGCAGCCAAAUGAAGCCGUAUACACCAAAAUGAUGACCAAGAAGCCAGGAAUGUUCUUUAACCCUGAGGAGUCAGAGCUAGACUUAACAUAUGGCAACAGAUACCAGGAUGUGAAGUUGCCAGACGCAUAUGAGCGGCUUAUUUUGGAUGUGUUCUGUGGAAAUCAGAUGCACUUUGUACGCAGUGAUGAACUGAGGGAAGCUUGGAGGAUCUUCACCCCUAUUCUCCAUCAACUGGAGAGAGAAAAGAUCAAACCCCAUCCCUAUAAAUAUGGAAGCCGUGGGCCCCCAGAAAGUGAUGAGCUAAUGCAGAAGGUUGGCUUCCAUUAUGCAGGAACCUACAAAUGGGUGAACCCCAACAAGAUCUGACAGUUUACUUCUGACUCAUUCUCUUCUCCCCAUGGACGUCCUGUGUUGUAUCCCCUGAAACUCUACAGGUUUCCUGUCCAUACAAGUCGUGGCUUGGGAAAUCACCUUGUCUUGUUCUAUGUAGUUGUUGCCUGUAGAUGUCACUAUUGGUAAUUUUUUUCUUGCAGGUGUUGAAGCCAAUCUUAGUUGCUUCUCAUUCCUACUUGUUUGAAGAGAUCCAAAUGGACUCAUAUUGUACAGGGUGGCCAUACACAUGCAUAGCCAUAUUCAUUUUCCUCCUCAUUUCAGCUAAUAGCCUGAAUCAUAAGACUUACAGGAAGUGAUGAGGAGCAUGGUCUUCUCUCAUUUCCUGAUUUGCUGAUGUACCGUAUACUUACAAACAGGGUGCACUGGCAGAAAUAUUUACAGUUUGGAGUUGGACAUAUCGACACCAAUAAUAUUGGAUUACAGAAUCAUUUGUCAAGACUCCCCACUACAUGCUCAGGUAUGAUCAAAACUGGUCACACUGCCCGAUUAAGCCUGGCCAUGUAUAUCUAGCUUAAAGGGUAACCCACUAUUGUAGCAUAUUCUCUAAACUGUAAUGGGUACUUAAUUAUCCUUUUUAACAAAUAGGUUUUAUCAUUUGUUUUUGCGAUACAAAUGGUAUAGAAAUGGUUGUUUUUUCUUCUGCAAACUCUGCCAUGCUGCUUGUCAGUAGUAUUUUGCAAAUUGCUGGCUCAUGCUUGAAUCAGGAUUCAUCCAUUUCGACAAGGUGACAUUUGUCAGUGACUCUGUUAUGUUAUGUUGACAAAUAAAUUGUACUGUAUAGACAAAGACAAAAUAAUGAAAAUAGUCUGAGACAAAUUAAUUUUAUACCCACUAGAGUUUGAUUAUUUAUAAUAGUAACGGUUCCCUAUACCAUUACUCAUGUCUAAUUAAGGAACAUUUUGCACUGGCAAUAAAUGGCAUUAUCUGCAAGAGAGGGAACUUACAGAAUUGCACUUAACAGGAAAAAAGAAUGUGCAGUGUAUGUUUCAUUGGCAGGAAAUAUCUUUUCCCCAUUUCCUUCGUCUCAUUUGCUUUUUUUUUACUUGCUUUUGCUAAUCUACUGUAGAUGCCAAUGAUGCACUUUGGCAGAGGUUCAGUUAGCAGAUGCUUUCAUAUUGGGGGGUUUACACAUAUAUUGUAUAGGUAAUUAUAGAGGUGUUCCCAUUUUUUCUGCUUUAUUUUAAUAUUGCUGGAUUAGUAGUAAAUAAGUUUGUGGA
This is a messenger RNA of Xenopus laevis (African clawed frog), 3263 nucleotides long. It is a transcript of the gene g6pd.S, whose product is annotated as glucose-6-phosphate dehydrogenase S homeolog. The record is from RefSeq and is a predicted model, not a curated record. Bases 1 to 2019 code for a protein of 672 amino acids. NCBI's taxonomy places the organism in Eukaryota, Metazoa, Chordata, Amphibia, Anura, Pipidae. The transcript is spliced from 14 exons.